AUGGAGGAUGACAAACUUGUCAUGUUUGACGCCCAUGGCGCCAUUCGCAUGUAUGACCCCGAGAAGUUUGACCAGCUGAUGAAGACGAUUGAGGUGGAGAAGCGCUUCACCGGCCGCAUGGAUGACUUCAGGAAUGUGGUGAACCAAACAAUGUCCAUUGUGGAGCGGCUGGGGGAGGCCAUCGAGCAGGAAAAACUUAGGGCCAUUGGGUCCCGCAACAUUGUAGAGAGCGAGGCAGAGGAACGGUUUCGCACAGUGCAGGAGGCGAAAGUACGUCUUCGCGAGAAGCAGACGGAGUUGGACCGCUAUAUUGCUGAGUACGACUCCCUCUGUAAGGUGGAGCAGGAGCAGAAGCACAUCAUUCAGCGCCUCAGCCAGUCCGCGCGGGACUGA
Molecule: messenger RNA, 393 nt
Organism: Trypanosoma cruzi
Lineage: Eukaryota; Euglenozoa; Kinetoplastea; Trypanosomatida; Trypanosomatidae
Product: intraflagellar transport (IFT) protein, putative
Exons: 1
Coding region: 1-393 (130 amino acids)
Source: RefSeq, a predicted model, not a curated record